Molecule: messenger RNA, 2462 nt
Organism: Paramuricea clavata
Lineage: Eukaryota; Metazoa; Cnidaria; Anthozoa; Malacalcyonacea; Plexauridae
Source: the annotation of a GenBank genome assembly
CUUCAGCAAUUAAAGAAACAAAUUCAAAGUCAAGAAGCCGAAAUUCAAAAUCAAAAAAAGAAAAUUCAAGCUCAAGAAAACAAAGCCAUCAUUCAAGAAAAGAAAAUUCAAAGUCAAGCAAAGAAAAUUAAAGAUCAAGAAAACAAAGCCAUCAUUCAAGAAAAGAAAAUUCAAAGUCAAGCAACGAAAAUUAAAGAUCAAGAAAACAAAACCAACAUUCAAGAAAAGAAAAUUCAAAGUCAAGAAAAGAGAAUUCAAGAACAAGAAAACAAAACCAUCAUUCAAGAAAAGAAAAUUGAAGGUCAAGAAAACAAAACCAACAUUCAAGAAAACAAAAUUCAAAGUCAAGAAAAGAGAAUUCAAGAACAAGAAAACAAAACCAUUAUUCAAGAAAAGAAAAUUGAAAGUCAAGAAAACAAAACUAACAUUCAAGAAAAGGAAAUUCAAAAUCACGAAAAUAUGACUCGUAGGCUGGAAAAACAAAACCAAGGUAACAAAAUAAAAGGAUAAUAAAAAUGGUUAAGGUUAUAGAAAGUCAAACAUCCUUUUACUUAUCGAAAACUUUACAUUUUCGGUAAGUUAAAAUCUCUAGUAUGCAUGACAAAAAUUUUUAAAAUAAUUAAAAUUAAAUGAGUUAUAACGGUAACGUUUUUCAAAUUUCAUAAUCGUUUGGGAGAUCGUUAUUAAUGACAACUGAAGGUCAGCAUGUUAAGUUAAAGUGAUUUAAAGUAUCAAGUAUUUUCUUCUACGUCUGCUUUGUGCAAUGUUGUUUGUUGUUAAAAAUUCAUGUUCACAAGAAUACAGACAAGCUGAUAAAGAUUAGGAAAAGUUCCGUGGACUCUCGCCAAACUCUAACACCAAUUCACUUUCAAUUUUAUUAUAAAACAAAUAUUAAAAAAAACAAGUUACACACUACACUAACCCGCAAGUAGUUAAAAACUAAUCUAGGCGGGUAUCGUGUUGAACGAAUAUACAGUAGCAUCAAAAAGAUUAAUAUGCAUGCAGUAUUUAAAUGUAUUGAUGAACAGCAAUUCUAAUUGUUUGAUUGUUUUACAAAAUAGAGAGAAAAGGAAGAAAACAACAAGUAAAUGUACUAGUAAAUGUAAAUGAAUAAUGAUAAGCAAUUGAUAAAUUAAACAGUGUUAUUAAUAGCCUAAUGUGAACUUGUUGUUUUAGUUUCCAGUCGCAAUUUUACUGAAUGUGCAUGGAAAACAAUUUUAUGUUUGUUGCCAUAUAUGCCUUUUAUGUCUGCGGCUCGCAAAUUAUUCUCGCGUUUUUGCUUGUAUUAAUAUAUAGAGGAUAUUAACACGGCGGAGCGAAGAUGUGACUUUUUAUCUUCGAGUGGUGAAAACAAUAUUUUACGAACGAGCGCAGCGAGUGAGUAAAAUAUCGUUUUUAACACGAGAAGAUAAAAGUCAUAUCUUCAAGCCAUCGUGUAAUGUUCUGUUUAUUAUAUAGUCCCAAGCAAAAAAUUGUGAAAUUUCACGCUCAAAAGCAAAUUGGAAAAAGUCACGUAAUCGAUAUCUUCACUAGUGAAGAUAUGGAAAAUAUCUCACUGUGUAUUUUUCAGUAUCUCACUCUCUACUAUAUAAUGAAUAGUAAAUAAACUUCACAAAGACACUUCCUGGCUGGCAAUAACAACUGCUUACUUCAAGCCUCGAUUUCAAGUUAUUGUUUCGUGUGCACUCAACCAAAUUCGAGAAGUGUCUAUUGAUAUCCACAUCUACCCUUAUGGACCCAGAAGAGUAUUAGGCGUGCCCGUCUCAGAAAUAUUUUUGAGUUUAACAGCUUUCAUGAUCAAUACAAACGAAAAAUUAUUAUAUUUUUCAGAUAUUGUGAAGCGUAUUAACAGGUUACAUCCACUACCGUCUUGUUCAGCUUUGGUAAUAAAACAUUCUUCAACACGCAGUGGAAUGUAUUAUAUCAAUCCUCAAGGACUCAGUUCAUCGCCAUUGGUUCAAGUAUACUGCGAUAUGACGUCAAAGAAUGGUGUUGGUGUGACUGUGAUUGGAUAUGACAGUGAAUCAAGAACACUUGUGAAUGGAUAUGAAUCUGCAGGAUCUUACAAACGAAAGAUUAAAUAUGAUAUUUCCAUGGAACAGAUCGUUGCCAUUAUGAAUCAGUCCAAGAAUUGUGAGCAAUUUAUAAAAUAUGAAUGUUAUGACAGCGUUAUGACAUGGAAAAGUAACACUAUUGCUUGGUGGGUAUCACGUCAAGGUUGGAAGAUGAAUUACUGGGGCGGGGCGGCAGUCAACAGUGGAAAAUGUGCAUGUGGAAUGACCAACAGCUGUGCAGGUGGAGGAACAUGUAAUUGCGACAAGAAUGAUUUCGCAUGGCGUGAAGACAGUGGAUAUCUGACUGACAAGAACACACUGCCUGUUACUGAGCUGAGAUUUGGAGAUACCGGUCACCCUAUCGAGAAAGGAUACUACACACUGGGAAGUUUGCGAUGUUGGGGUUAG